Candidozyma haemuli is the source of this 558-nucleotide messenger RNA. RefSeq lists its product as uncharacterized. The record is from RefSeq and is a predicted model, not a curated record. NCBI's taxonomy places the organism in Eukaryota, Fungi, Ascomycota, Pichiomycetes, Serinales, Metschnikowiaceae. The transcript has a single exon. Bases 1 to 558 code for a protein of 185 amino acids.
AUGAAAUUCGUUAUCUGUUACAUCUACGAACGGGAAUCCAACCUAACCCUCCCGGAACCCACGCAAAGCAUCCAAAUAAUCAGCCGAAACGACCUCAAACACCACCUUGAAACCAACAAUGCUACAAUCCUUAUAAUCCAAGAAAACAACACUUCUAUGGCCCACAGAAGACACAUUUGUGAAGUUACAGCAGCCUAUAACUGUAUAAUAACUGCUGUUAUCCAACAACUGCCGCCUGAGCUCUGGGUGUAUCCAGAUUACCUGAAUAUCGAACAACCGCCUCCGUAUUCGGAAAGUGAGCUGGAAGUGCUGACUGGGUCGUCUUCUGGAGUGUAUUCGGCGUACCUGGAGUAUCAUGAAGAGCCAGCUGGGCUUCCGCCGUAUAAGGAAAACGAAGAAGUAGGGUUCCAGCCGUUUGACGGGAGCGAAGAGCCAGAUAAGCGGUUUACGAUAUUGGAGAUGUUGGAGAUGGAUGAAUGGGUGGGGACUGAAGAGAUUGAGGCGUUUUAUGCGUUGUAUCAGAUGAGGGUGAAAGGCUCUCAAUGGUACUUAUCGUAA